This is a messenger RNA of Nicotiana tabacum (common tobacco), 600 nucleotides long. Lineage: Eukaryota; Viridiplantae; Streptophyta; Magnoliopsida; Solanales; Solanaceae. The record is from RefSeq and is a predicted model, not a curated record.
AUGGCAGUAAGUCUUCGAAAUGGGAGAGAUUUAGACAAGGAGCAGGAAGUUGCACAAGCCAGCAAGGAGACUACACCAGCCACUCCAACUCCACUAGAGGUAGAUGAACCAACAAAUCUGACUGAAGUGGUAGUUGAACAGGGUCAAGAUGAAAAGGGUAAGGCUAAGUUGAAUAUUCCUUUGAUGGAUGCCUUGAGGGAGAUGCCAGGUUAUGCAAAGAUGAUGAAAGACCUAAUGUCACGGAAGUUUGAUUUUCAGGAUCUAUCCACAGUGACUCUGACGCAGACCUGCAGCGUAGUAGUGACCAGACCAAUGGCUCAAAAGAUGUCCGACCCAGGUAGCUUCACUAUUCCUUGUACAAUUAGGAGUUACACCUUUGCAAAGGCAUUAUGUGAUUUGGGAGCCAGCAUAAAUUUGAUGUCGUUGGCUGUAUACACCAAACUGGGCAUUGGCAGAGCUAGACCGACUUCGAUGCUGCUGCAGCUGGCCGACUGCACGGUAAAAAGACCUACUGGGAUUCUUGAUGAUGUAUUGGUGCAAGUGGGGAAGUUUGUGUUCCCCGCAGACUUUGUUAUUCUGCAUUGUCAGGUAGAUGAGUAG